Messenger RNA from Danaus plexippus (monarch butterfly), 2262 nucleotides. RefSeq lists its product as uncharacterized. NCBI's taxonomy places the organism in Eukaryota, Metazoa, Arthropoda, Insecta, Lepidoptera, Nymphalidae. The coding region runs from base 434 to 1579 and encodes 381 amino acids. The record is from RefSeq and is a predicted model, not a curated record. The transcript has 4 exons.
CUUUGGAGCAAUGUAAAUUAAUUAUCAUUCUUUGGAGCGACAGAGACAUCCUACUACUUCUAUCAAACAUUUAAUCGGAUAAUUUUGCUGUAAUGAUUGUAGUAUCUUGUAGACAUAGGCGCAUACCCUUAUUUUCUGUUGCAUUUCGUUGAUUUGAUUCUAGUAUGACUAUUCGGUAACUUUGCAACCUAAUAUAGCCGUAUAAUAUUGUUAUUUCGUAUUGUGUAGUGUUCUGUGAAUCGUUAUAUCAAUAAAUUGUAUGUGUUACGAAGUGUUUUAUAAAAAAAAAUGUGAAUAAGAAUAUAUAUUUGGUAAAAUCUUGUGAUAAAAUUUGUCAAAAUGUAUUUGUGUGCGUGUAGAUAAUUAUUCAGAAAACCGGUUUUAAUACAUGUUUUCUGUGAGAUAAGUCUUAUAGACUGGGUAAUUGUUUACAAUGGCGUUUUCUUUGAAUAAACUUAAAAAUAUUUUAAAUGGCAAUAAAGACAAUCAAUUAGCUGGAAGUGGAAGUUUGGAACCAGAAAUAGGUUUUAAAUUAGCUUUGCACCCAGUUAGCAAAAAUUUGUAUGUGACUGUUAUCGGUGCCCGGCAUUUGCCGUCAUUGUUUGGACUCAGUCGCGCCUAUGGAUAUCUUGUAAAGAUUAAAAUAUUCCCCGGCGAAAGUAAGUAUGAAACAACAUUACAGGAGAGCUCUUGGCCGAUAUGGAAUGAGGAUUUUAAAUUUCAAUUGAAACAAAAGGAUGCUAAGAAAUCUGACAAAAUUGAUCUACAGAAUUUAGUUGCUGGACAUUUUCUUUCAUUGACAAUUUAUGCCAUAUUGGACUCUCCGAAACCGGAGGCAGACAGACGAAAGAGUGCCAAAUUGACCGAUACUAAAAACUCUAAAUUAAUGAAUGAGGACGAUUCUAAAGCGAAGGGCCUAUUUGAGAAAACAUUCAGCAGUUUUAAGACGACUAAGUCGGAGGUGAUCACUCAAAAAUCCAUUCUAGAGAAGAGGAGGACACUAGGAGCCGCGACAUGGAAUUUCGAUUCCAAGUUAUUCCAGAAUGAUCUCAAGAACGGCUUAAUCGGAACUCCAGAUAUUUGGAGACCCAUAAAUGCCAUUGCUAGCGGACUAGCUCCUUCCGACAGUCGGAGGGAGAAUAAGAAAGGUCAAUUAGAAGUGACAUUGCUGUAUACUUCAAGCGAGGAUGGUUUGAACGACGUUUUGCAACUCACUGUUAACAGAUUGCGAUGUUCCGUACAAACGAUGCAAGAACAAGAACAAUACAAAGCGCCUCUAUACUUGAAAGCUACGAUAUUAGAAGCAAACAAGGCUGAAUGUUAUUGGAAGAGUGAUAGAUUUAUCCCAACCAUCUCAGCGAGAUGGGAUCCGAAAUCUUCUACGGUGAAGCUAACAGUGUACAGGGCUAACUUGAAUAAAGUUAGCAUAUAUAUUAGUUUCGGAUGCAAAACUAAAAUGGCGAAGAAGGAGAUAUUAGGGAAGGUUCACAUAGAUGAGAAGUCGCCGUACGCUGACAGCUGGAACGAAUGUCUGAGGCAACCGGGCAUACCUAAGACGUUCUGGGUCAAUUUUGAAUAAUACCAUCCAUAUAUUAUAUAACAAAUAACAUAUUAUAAUAUUUAUAUAAAGCACGAAUAAUUGUUAUAAUCACAAGUAAUAUGAAAUGUCCAGAAUAAUAUAAACAAAGGACGGUUUUUAUACUAACUUCAUAACUAUAUUGAAUUUGAAUCUGUCAUAGGAUAUUGAUGCUUAUAGACAUAUUAUAAGAUACAAUUUAACAAAUUUUCGUAUGAAUAUUAUUAAAACGUUAAUAUCUCAUACAACAUUAGACUGUGAAUAAUUUGAUGAAAUGUAUUACGCAAAUAAAGAGAGGUUAUUGUUAAGAGAAGUAUUAUUAAGUGAAUUGUAAUAAUUUGGCCAGUAUUAAGAUUUAAAAGCGCGCACACAGAUUAUAAUUAUAGCACAUGACAAAUAUGUUAUAAGGUUGUAUGUUUUUUUCACUAAAACAUUAAUUUUUUUUAUGUAAAUAUAUUUGUUUGAUAUAUAAAAUAUUUCUAAAUUUCAUAUAAGUUUCAAAAUUUCUCGUGCGAACUCAAUGGAAGAAUGGUUGAAAAAAAAAUCAUAUUCACUGAACCGAAAUUGAUUUGCAUGUUCCAAAUAAUGACUUUUUCCUUAUAAUUUUAGACAUCUCGACCUAUAAACAAAUAACAAUUAUGAUACAUAAAAUAUUUUUAAACAAAAUACAAUUAUUAUAUACUAAA